CUCCUUCUGGGUGGUCGGGUUCUGGGCGUGUCCUCCGCCUCUCCUUCACCCCACACCUGGGUCCUCCCCGCAGCCUUCCAGCCCCGCCUCUGCCGGACUCCUGCUGGGGCCUUCUUCCGACCCUGACAUCCCGCUUCUUUGUUUUGCUUUUGUUCUGAGACAGACUUUCUCUGUGUAGCCCUGGCUGGUCUGUAAACCAGGCUGGUCUUGAACUCAGUGAUCUCCCUUCACUGAAAUUAAAGUCAUGCCCUUCCUUGAUUUGCAGAAAAAGCUGGGCAUCAGCCUAGAUCGUCACUUUACGUACCAAAGUGUUGAGCAGCCCUUCAAGAUUCCCGCUCGAUGCCACGCUUUUGAGAAAGAAUGGAUAGAAUGUGCACAUGCCAUUGGUUCUACCCGGGCUAAAACAGAGUGCAAGAUAGAAUAUGAAGAUUUCAAAGAAUGUUAUCUUCGGCACAAAACGCUAAGGCGAAUGAAUGCCAUCAGGCAACAGCGGGAAAAGCUAAUGAAAGAGGGAAAAUAUACCCUUCCACCUUACCAUUCGGGCAAGGAAGAACCCAGGCCCUGAGCAGAGUAGCUGCAAGCUGCUUUUCAUGUUCUGUUUUCCACUGGAAAGAAUGUUUAAUAAGAGCUUCUUCCUCAAGUAUGUAAAAAUAAAGAAUUACUCAAUCUUU
Molecule: messenger RNA, 671 nt
Organism: Psammomys obesus (fat sand rat)
Lineage: Eukaryota; Metazoa; Chordata; Mammalia; Rodentia; Muridae
Gene: Ndufs5
Product: NADH:ubiquinone oxidoreductase subunit S5
Exons: 3
Coding region: 245-565 (106 amino acids)
Biological process (GO): mitochondrial respiratory chain complex I assembly
Source: RefSeq, a predicted model, not a curated record